Messenger RNA from Gongylonema pulchrum, 426 nucleotides. The record is from the annotation of a GenBank genome assembly. Lineage: Eukaryota; Metazoa; Nematoda; Chromadorea; Rhabditida; Gongylonematidae.
AUGACCAGGGAUCGCAUCUGUGUUGACAUCGACGAAUGCGAAGAACGUGGCGGACGUCAGUGUAGUGAGCAUGCAACGUGUGACGGGUACACGUGUAUUCCGGCUGCAAAGCGGCAAUGUAAUGAAGAUGAACUCAGCAAAUCCGACUGUGGACGCGAUCACUUAUGUCUGAUAGAUGAUAAAGGCCGAAUCGACUGUGAUAGUUGUAAGAAGGGCUUCGUGAGGGAGGAAAGUGGCGGUUGCACGGAUAUCAACGAAUGCUUGGUGAAAAAUGCCUGUCAUCCUGACGCAUUUUGUAAGAAUAUGAUGGGCUCCUAUUCGUGCCACUGCCAACCAGGCUUCAGAGGAGACGGACAUUAUUGCGUCGGUCUGUUGAAAUUUGUUAAACUUACUGGAUCUGUAAAUGAUGCCAUAUUUAUAAAGUAG